CAUUUUAGGCCGCGCAAUGAACUAUGAAGUGUUAUCACUUUAUUUUUUUUACAUAUAGUUAUCUAUGAUUUGUAUGUACAUUAUAAGUACCACACUGCUGAAUUUUAUUUUGAAAAUUCAAAUUUCUCUCAGAAUAUAUGGACACGUAAUUUUCUAAUUAAAAUAAAAUCAUGAGUGCUUUAAAUCUAAGGAAUGUCAAACGUGAUUUUGCUCAGCUCAAUUAUCGUCCAGAUAUUUGUCAUCCAAAUUUAAUUAAAGAACUGAAAUAUAUUUUAGAGAUUACUGGUAAACUAUUUAUGAUUUUAUAUAAAAUACUGGUAAACAAAACAAACACUUAAUUUUUCAGGUUUAAAACAAGAAUAUGAUACCGUUCUAAGUAAUUUAAAUACCCAUUCGCUCAUCAGCAUUAUUCAACAUGUAAUUAUAGUUGUGUGUAAAUUAUGUAGUUUUGUAAUAUUUGAUUUAUUUGGGUUCACUUUAGGUAUGCAAAGUAUGUUAUUCGGAUACAGAUACAUUAAGUGAAGAAAUUGCUAAUGAUUUAGUUAGAUUUCUUGCUAUAAUAUAUACCGAACAUUGUAUUGAUGAUAAAGUGAAACGUGCUGUUACAAAGUAAUUACCUAUUGAAUGAUUUAUUUCUAUUGUAAUUUAAUGUGUGUCUAAUAUUUACUUAUUAAUCAGAUGCCUAAAAUCUUGUCCAGAAAAGUGGCAACCAGAAUUAUCGUCUGCCAUUACAUACCAAUUUAUGAUAUUUCUAGAAAAAGGACAUAAUCAAAGUGAAGCAGAAUAUUUUUUAAAAACACUGAAUGAAUGUUCUGAACAUUUUCCAACAAUUAUUUUUAAUUCUAUUAAAAAAUUCUUGGCAUUUUUUGAACUUACUCUUAAGAACUCAUAUAACAUAUUAGUGUAAGUACACAAUUAAAACUAUAUGAUUAUAUUUAUUUCUAAGUUUUUAAAGGGGUAAUCUCCUUUAAAAACUUAAAAAGCUGUUGCAAAAUUAUAUUUACCUAUAUUCAUGAAGUUAAUAACUAAUUUAUGUUUUUCAUUUAAAAAAAUGUGUGUACCUAACUAUAUUAAUUUUUAAUUUUUAGGUGUGAAAGCUCUCCUACACAAAAAAUAUCUGCCAUUAGAUGUAUUCAUGAAGGAUUUCGUUUUUACCUAACAGCAUAUAAAAAAAAAUUACUUCCUGAAGCUAUUGGUUUUACAUCAGACCUUCAUGACUGUUUUGUGGUUCUUUUAGAUUGUGAUCAUUUGCCUAUGGAGACCAUUUUUAACUGUUGCCUUUCUAUAUUAUAUACACACAGAAAAUAUGGUUAUUCCUCACUUGCAGGCUGGGAUGUAAUAAUAACUAAUUAUUAGAAAAAUUUAAAAAAAAUAUUACUUUCAAUUAUGUUUUAGAUGUGUAUGCAAAAACUUGCAACACACACUGAUUUGGUUAAGUUGGGAUUUUGUGAUGCUAUAUUAAAUACUUUCACUUGCAAAGAACUAAAACUAAAUAGUCCUAAAAGUGAAGAACCAAUUUUUAUUAGUCUAUAUAAUAGUAUUGUUAACGUAAGCAUCAGGUAACAAAUUAUUUUUGAAAUAUUGUACUUAUUAAUUAUUAUAUUUUAUUUGUAUCCUCUUACAAUUGUGUUUAUUAAAUUAUAUUUUUUUAGAAAUUUAAAUAAUAGCAGUAUUUCACUAUCUUCAAGCCGAGUUUUAUUAGUAUUUACUAAACGAAUGAAAUCGAUUACCGCUAAGAAUAUGCUAAAUAAAAUGGAUAAAAACAAAGUUGAAAGCUUAAUUGAUUUUCUUUGGGCACGUAUGGAUCAUAUUCUAGAUGGUGUUAGACAUAUGACUAGAGAAACUAUGGUCACUUUAUUAAAAGUAAAAGGUAUUAUUUUGUCUAAUAGUUUACUAUAUUAUAAACUCAAUUGUCUAUGAAUUAUUUUUUUAAAAAUUAUGUUUAGAUGAAAAUGUAUUCAUUAAGGUGUUAGAACGUUUAUCACUUUCUGAUCAAAAUUCAAAGGGCUUUUUUAUUGUUUUAACAUUAUUAUCAAAUCAAGUUGAUUCAAGAUUAGUUAUUAAAUAUUUACCAAAUAUUGCUGAUACUUUAUUACAUUUAAUGUGUUCUAAUAAUUCAGUAAGUAGUUGUAAAUUUAAAAUAAAAGUUGAAAUUCUAAGCAUUAACUUUUCUAUAAUUUUAUCUAUCGGUAUUGCGUAUACAGUAUACACAAUUGUUUAAACUGUCAUUAUUAUUUAUAGGCUACAACAGUUUUUAUAAAUUUAAUGUUAAAUCAUUAUACCACUACCGAAUGUAAACUAUGGUUUGACUAUUGGUUGUAUCCAUUAUUUAAAAAUACAGCAAAAUUGGAUGUAAAACAUUUUGAACAAAUUAUGGCCAAAGCUGUUGAACUAUCUCCAGAUGUUUCAAAGUACCUCUAUGAGUGAGUUCAUGAUAUUUUCAUUCUUCUAUAUUAUCUAUUUUAAAAAUAUAUUAUUAGAUUAUUAAAAUGUUGAUAAAUGUAUUGAAGAAUAUAUAAGAUUUAGUUUUUAUUUAUUUCUUUUCAAUUUUUGUGUGUGUCUGUUUGAUUUAGUUUAAGUAAUCAAAAUGAUUUGGCGUUAAAAAUAUAUUUAGUUUGUUUUAAUGUGGAAAAAAAAAGGUAUUUGGCGAAUUAUAAUAACGGAAAUUGGAUGAGUUCAACCAAUAUUGACAUUAUUAAAAAAGCUCUACAUAGUAAUGAUGAAAAUGUAUGUUAUUAAAUGUGUAUUUUUUAAAACUAUUAGGCUAGUAACAUAAUACUUGACAUAUAAUGUUUUUAAUUAAAAUAUUAUUUUGUAUAGACCCGUUUUAGUGCUGUACAUCUUAUUUUGGAUUGUCACAAAAAAACUCAGCCAUUCACAGAAAAUGAAUUAGAGUUGAUAAAGUAUUUUAUUACUUAUAAUAUCAAACACGAAAAACCGUCAAUUAAACAAACAAAUUUGAGCUUUAUUAAAAAAGUAUGUAUUUAAGAAAAUAAUUAUGAAUGCACUUUUAUAUCAUAGUUUUUGAGGCUUAAUAUUUUAUUUAAAUUAUACAUUAUUUUUUUAUUUCAGACACUAUUAAGAAUAAAAGAAAGUCAAUUUUCUGCUACAGUUAGAAAUAAUGAAUCUUUAAAUAUAACAGUAACAAAAUACUACACAGACUUUCAACAAUGGUUUUCUAAGUUCUGUUUUGAUAACCUUUUUCCCGAUGCUACUUUUUCUAGACGUAAUUUUUCUCUUGAAUCAUUAUGUCUUAUCCAAACAUGUCUGUCACCCACAGGUAUAAUUGGACUUAAUGAAUCCAACAAUAUCACUUUACUUUUAAAUCGUUUAUGGGAUACAUAUGAACAAAAUAAAAUAUUAGCUAAAAAUAUAUUAGUUUUCAAAAAUCAAGAACCAAUAAAAUUGGUAAUUUUUAUUUUUAUAAUGCAUGGUUUUUAAAAUAUAUUAAAUACUAUUAAUUAGCUUUAAUUUAUAUUUUAAAGGAUAACACGGUAAUUGAGGAUAUGCUAAAAACAUCAAAAAUAUUAGCAUCAAGUACUAGUCCACCUGAUUGUAUAACAGCUGGAUACUUAUUGGAAGUAGUAAUUUUUUUACAAGGAAACAAGAAGUAAGUUGAAAUUAUAAAAAUAUUAAAUUAAACAUAUUUUGUUUUAAUAUUAUACUUUAUGAACUGUAAAUUAUAUUUAAAAAAAAUAUAAUGCAGGGUAAUUGAUUUAUCAUGAACCAUCAAUUUUUUUAGAGUAUUUCAAGUGAAUUUAAUUUCUGUUUUUUUUUUUUUUUUUUAAUGUGGAGCCAUUUAACAUUUAUUUUAAAACCGUUUUUAAUGUUUUAUUCCUGCUUUACAUAUUUUUAAUUUUCAAACAGUAUCAUAAUUUCUAAACAAAUAUUCUCUGUAUGAAUCUAUGAUUGAAAAUGUAUGAAGGUAUUUAUUUAAAAAUCCAAAGUGGAUAAUUAUUUCAGGUAUAAGGAGCAAGGACAAAAAAUUGAAAAUAGUGUUAAAAUAAAGUUUAAACGAUUCCAUAAUGAUUAAAAAAAAAAAAAAAACUGGUAUCAAAUUCACUUAAAAUGUGUGGUUCGUGAAAAAAAAAAUCACCCUGUUUAUAUAAAUAUACACCAGAACUUAUUAUAAUAUGUAACAUAUAUUUCAAUACAAUGUUUUAAAUUAUAAAUGAUCUUAAAUAUUUGUUUUGUAUUUUAAGAUUAAGUAUUAUUUUAUGUUAUGUACAUUUUGUAUCUACUGAGAAAAAAAGGAAUACCUUAUAUCUUUUAUCUUAUUUAUAAUAAACAUAAUAAAUAAAUAUUCAAAAUUGAAUGAUUUUCUAGUUGCGAAGAUUAUACAUAUGUUAUUAUAGUGGAAUUAAUAAAUAAUCUUAAAAAAGAAGUUGCUCUAGCAGAAGAAAGUCUGACUUUAGCAUCAGCAAAUGGGCCUAUGUAUGGAUUGAUUCAUACUAUAAGACAUUUACUGAAUACCCUUAAUUGGAAGUGAGUUGCUUUUUUAAUAUCAUUUAACCUAUGAAAAAAAUUUAAUUUGUAGUACAAUGAUUAAAUACUCAAUUACAGAAAUUAUGGUUCAAAAAAUAAUUGGACUACUUGCAUAGAAGAUUUAUCAAGUAUUUGUUUAAAAUGUGAAAAACUUGUAUCUAUCGUUGUAAAUGAUUCCUCUCCUGAAGGCAUUAUUCCAAUGGAUGGUAAAAAAUUAGUAUAAAUAUUUUCCAUUCAAACUAAUUUAAAAAUUACCAUUUUACUUAGAAAUACCGUAUUUUAGAUUUAUAUCAAAAUGAUAGUCAAGUAACUUCACAAAUGGUUCUUCUUUGCUGCUGGCGUACAGCGAAGGAAGCAUCAUUAUUGUUAAGUGAUAUAGUUGGUAUUAUUACAAUACAAGAAUCAGAAUUUAAUAAUACUUUGAUAACAAAAAUUUGUUCAUGCUUAACUUUAUCACUUGCUGAAACUAAACACCGAGGUGCAUUUGAACAAAUAUAUGUUGCAUACUUAAAAGUGUGCUCUACUAUGUGGAAGUAGGUAUAUUCAUUAUUCAUUAUAAAAUAAUAUAUAUUAUAUAAUAUGCAUUUAUAAAUAAGUAUUUGUAUGUUUAUUUUACACUCCAUUUAUGUGAAAAAUUAAGGUUUAAUAUAAAAGUAAAUUUAAAUAUAAUCAUGAAAGUAAUUUAACUUCUAAUAGAAAAAGAAACUAGUUGUGUAAAAUUAUAUUUUAAUUAUUUAGGUCUCCUGCAUUACAUAAAAUACCUCUAAAAUAUCUGGAAGAUGUAUUGACUGAGAUUAAAACUGGAUUAAAUGAAACAUUUUGUGUUACGAGAAGGAGUGCUGGAAUGCCAUUUAUUAUUCAAGUAAGACAUUACCUUAAAUAUUAUUAAUAAUUUUAUCACAUAUUAAUUAAUUUUAGGCACUGAUUUGUACAAACCACGAUAAAAGACAAAUUGUGAACCAUACAAUGGAAACAUUAAUUACUAUUUGUAAUAAUAGUGAAAGUUUAGAAGCUGGAGUGGUUCACGCUUUAAAUGUUUUAAGAGCAUUAUUUCGAUGUUCUCAAUUAGGAGACCUUGUUGGUCUUUUUCUGUCUAGAGCGAUUAAUAUUUCAAUUGUAUUAUUCAACUCAUCAUCAUGGCCAGUAAGUUUUAUUAGUAUUAUUUAUUAGAAUUGUUCUGGAAUUUAAAAUUUUAUUGUAUAAUUACUUUGUUUAAUUAUAUUAUCAUAGAAAAUAUAUAUAUAUAUAUAUAUAUAUAAAUAUUUACAUAUUUUUAAUAAAUUAAUUUUUUAAUUCAAGAGUUAAACAACAUAAAAUUAUGAAAAUUAGUUUAAUUUUUUGUAUUUAACUUGUUUAUUUGUUUAUUGAAUAUAUUUUUAGGUAGAUAUUUAAUUCAAUAAAUCUUUACAUUUUAUUAGAUUCGUAAUUCAUCUACACUAUUACUAAGUGCAUUGGUUAAUCGUGUAUUUGGUGUUCCACGAUCUUCUACAGAAAUAUCGUGGAAGAAUCGUAUGACUGGACGAGAGUUUUUUGAAAGAUAUCCAGAGUUGUAUAUAACUUUUUUAAAUGAAUUCAAAAAGUUUUCACCAAUGGAUAUGAGGCCUUCAUUGUAUCCUACAUUAUUACUACUUGCUAGACUAUAUCCGUCUGCUAACGAAGCCACUGAAUGUAUUUACCAAGUAAGUUCACUAUGAAUAAUUUUUAAUAUUUGAAAUUAUAAUUUUCAUAGUUUCAUGAAAUCUACUAAUAUAUUAAAAACACAAUUAAUAUUUGUAUUUAUUUCGAUUCUUUUCAAGUUAUCUGUUUACAUCCCAUAUAUAUUUAAAUGUGCUCAAAGUCCUGUUAUGAAAACUAGAAUGUUAGCAGCGACAUCUAUUGCACCUCAAGUUACGCAAAUUGAAUUGGUUAAGCACAUUUUUAUCACAUUCAAUGAAUUAACAAAUAAAAAUUUAAAUGAAAAUACAAAACACGGACUUUUAUUACAAGUAAUUAAACAUAUUUUCUAUAAAAUAAUUUAAAAUAAUUCUAAUAAAAUUGUAUUUUAGGUGUUUAGUUUGGUUGAAAAUUUACCUAAACUUGAAUCAAAUGAUUUAAGUAAAUUAGUAAGGUUAACAGAAAAUCUAUCAAUGAAAUACAACCAAUUCAAUAAUUGUUCUUAUGUGGUGAAAGAAGUUUUCUUAAGGUGCAUUACAUGUCUAUGGCUUCAACUUGAUAAGUUACAUUAUAAUUAUGUUGAACCUAUUUAUACAUCAACCUUGGAAACAAUUACAAAAUAUAUUAAAUCUAAUGAUAUUGGGCGAUCAAAAUAUUUAGAAAGUGCUAUUUUAUUCUUAUUUUCAAUUAGUUUAAAAGCUCAAACUGACUUUUCAAUAGUUGUGUACAAUGUUAUGAAAAGUAAAAUGCAGUGUGAAAUAAUAUUUGAAGUAUUAAGUAUUAUCUUGUCUGAAAAACCUAUUGAGUUUUGUGAUCAUUUAGACAAAUUUAAAAAUCUUAAAUAUUGGAAUCGUCAAGUUUUAAUGAAUCAAUUAUUGGCCAAUAAAAUUCUUAUUGAGUUAGUCUGUCAACAAUGCACUAUCAUUGAUUCUUUAAUUCAUGUGAAAUAUUUGGUUUUAUCAAAUUUUACACCAGCAUUAGUUGAGUAUUUUAAAGUUUAUGAACCAAUUGACAAUUUCAUUUCAAAAGUUUUUUGUCUUAGAAGAGAUAUUGAAAUUUCCCAAGCUCUAUUAUGUAUUAAUGGAUAUUUACAAACCCAAGUAAGUAGUGAAAUCACAUGUUUUAUGUAAUUUCAAUAAUAUUAUGCAACAAUAGUGGCAAUUAUUAAAUUUUUAUUUUUAGAAAUUAUUAGAACAGUCUGUAACAAUAAAAUUAAUUCAAAUCUUUGAGAAUAUUUAUUAUGGCCAACGAUCUGAUGACUGCAAGAAUGCUUGUGUUGACAUAAUUAUUGAUAAUUAUAAUUUACUUAUUGAAAACAACUUGUUAGACAUUAAAACGUGUAAGUACAUGUAACUAAUCAAAUUUUGUUUUUAGUAACUAUGAGUGCUCUAUUAAAAGGCAAUGUGAUUUUCUAAAUUAAACAAGAGAAAAAACAAUUUAAUUUUACAUCAUAUUUUAUCUAAUUUUAGAAUCAUUUUUCAUUAACAUUCUUGUGUACAGGUAUCAAUUAAAUAAUUGUAUGUAUUCCCAUCUGCAACAGUGACACACCCACCAGCAGUAACAGUUCUCAUUAUUAUUAUUAUUUUAUGUUAUCUACUAUAAAAAGGUAUAAUAAUAUUGAUAAUAAUGAUAUUCAGUUUAAAUUUUGAUUUUAUUUUGUAAGUUCUACUAAUAAUAUAAAUUGGGUUAGAAUGUUUAUGAUUUUGCAUAAUUUGUUUAUGUUGCUAUAUAGCAUCUAUUUUUGUAUAUAAAUGAGUUUCAUGAUGUCUUUAAUCAAAUUAUUAAAUGUUUAUUUUGCAUAUUUUAUGAUUUUUUUUAUUUUAAGGGAAUAUUUCGUAAUUUUCGAUACAAAAUGACAAAAAAUAUUGUCAUUUUAUAUUUUAUUAACUGAGUCAUCUAAUCUUUAGUUAUUUUUAUUUUAUUAUUAUAUCAUACAUACAAAUUUUCAUUCAUCUAUUGUUGAAUGUUUACUAUGGAUACACAAAUUAAAGAUACUAAAAAUAUAAUUUCCAAUAAAAUUUGCCAAUUGUAAUAAUUGAUUACAUAUUUUUUUUUUUUAUAGAGAGAUUUUAUUUUUAAUAGAUUCAAGAACUAUUAAAAAUAAAAUAUUAAAUAUUUGAAAUAUUUAAAACAAACAAUCUUUGUUCAAUGCAACUGCCCUGUUAAAAUAUUUUUAUUUUUUUUGAUAUUUACUUUAAUUUCCAUUUCUAUUAUAUUUCAUAAAAUCAUAAUAAUUAUUAAUUAACAGCAAGCUUAAAAUAUAUAGGUACCUGUUUUUAAUUUGUCUUUUUGAAAUUGAUUUUGUGUCUAUAGUAAUUUAUUUAUAACACAUUAUUUAUCUGGUUUUUAGUGCCUAAGUAUAUACAUAUUUAUUUUAUAUAGUGCAUAAAGAUCCUAACCCUAAGUAUAAAUAAUAGGUACUAUCAAGAAUGUAUUAUUUAUGUAUCAUUAUUAUUAUCAUUAUUUAAAUCAAACAUUCAUGUUUCAAUUAUGUGUUUAAUUUUGUACCAUUAUUAAGCCAGUCAAAAUAACAAAUGAAUAAACAUAUUUUUAUUUUUUUUUGUAGUCUUAAAAUUAUGGACAAUAAUGAUACACUAUUCUGAAGAUAACAGUGAAAAAGUAAGGAAUCAUGUAUGGCGUUUGGUGAACCAAGAUGCAAACUGUAUAAAAUCAUCUGAAUUAUUAUUUGACAAGUUUGCAGAACACUUUAAUCAAUUUCCAUCUGCUGUAUUUACAGCUUUAAUAUGUUGGUCAUAUUUAGAUGUAGAAUUACCUCAAGAUCGUCUAGAAGUACUACUUAUUUUUUUCUUAACAUUUUAUUUUAUUUGUAUUCAAAUUAUGUUUUGCCUUAACAGGGACAAGUAUUUGAUGGUGGAGAUACUAGUGAAUACAAAGAACUUACAAUUCGACAGAAUCUUGCACUUAAAAUAAUAAUGAAUUUAACAAACAGCUACCCAAGUCAGUCAAUGGACUUAGAAAUAAACAAACAUUUACAAGAAUGGAUAACUGAAGAAUGGACUUCUGAGUUUGAUGUUAAACCAAAAAUUGAGGACUUGAAAACUGUUGGAAAUUUCAAUGAUUAUGCUAAAGGUUUUUAUUCAAAGAUUAGUGGACUCAUUAAAAAGCACAAUUAAUAAAAUUAAUUUGACUUUAAACUAGUAAUUUUUUUUAUUAAAACACAACAAUUUGUAAACAUUAGUUGUUUUAUUAUUGUUAUUUUUUUUUCUAAGAGUUUGUUCUUUUAAUUUGUACGUUUUAAUGAAAACAUUAUAAUCAUUAUUAGCUGAUUAAUAACAAAAAAACCGUUUUUAUCUUGUACUUAAUCUAAUUCAUAAUAGUAUAUAUAUAACUGAACAGCUGUCUAUUGAUAUUUAUAUAAUCUAUAGGUUUUAGAAGGUUUUUUUUUUGUGUCUAGUUAGUGUACUGAGAACAAUCAAUAAUACAUAUUUUUUGAGGCAUGAUUUUACUAUAGACACGGACAGAAAGAUGAAUGAACAGUGAGCACUAAUGUGACUAAUGUGAUUUCAAUCUAUAACAAUCUAUCACAGUCCACAAUAAAUAAUAUAAUCUAAUACUCAACAAUAAUGUCUAUAAUCAAAAGAAUGUGUGCUGUCUUAUCUCAACUUAAAAAUAGUUUUAAGUAAUUAUUAUACAAUAAAUAUUUAAGUAUACAAUAAUUUUAUUUAUCAAACUUUAUUAUAAAGUACCUAAUCUUUUUCUUAUUAAUAAAAUAAAAUAAUAAUUAUGUUGUAUUUGGUUCUUUGUAGUAGUAGAAAGCGUU
Messenger RNA from Cinara cedri, 9919 nucleotides. NCBI's taxonomy places the organism in Eukaryota, Metazoa, Arthropoda, Insecta, Hemiptera, Aphididae. The record is from the annotation of a GenBank genome assembly.